Molecule: messenger RNA, 1791 nt
Organism: Sinocyclocheilus grahami
Lineage: Eukaryota; Metazoa; Chordata; Actinopteri; Cypriniformes; Cyprinidae
Product: probable UDP-sugar transporter protein SLC35A4
Exons: 3
Coding region: 586-1536 (316 amino acids)
Biological process (GO): pyrimidine nucleotide-sugar transmembrane transport
Cellular component (GO): Golgi membrane
Molecular function (GO): pyrimidine nucleotide-sugar transmembrane transporter activity
Source: RefSeq, a predicted model, not a curated record
GCUAUCCAUACCAACAGCUGUUUGUUAAUUAGCGCUGUUGUGAAGGUUUAAUCGAGUGUUUCUGAACUCUGGGCAUCUGCGAGGUCUCACAGAAAGCAAAACAUUGGACAGACGAUCUCAUCUGUCUGUGUGGUCUAGUUCAGGGUCCGCUGACUCGACUGAAGGACCCGCUGAGCUCAGACACCACCCGGAGGAGAUCCCGAGGAAGGCGGAGAGUGAGGUUCAAGCUGCAGUUCCUCCGGGUGGCUCACUAUUAGCAUCUCCUUUCCUGAAAGGAUUCCUGGCCGGGUAUGUGCUUUCCAGACUGUGUUCCUCAGCCAUCCUGGGAGUGGCUUUGGGAACCUUGACAGGAAUCUACGCCGCUCAGAACUAUGAGGUGCCCAACAUCGAGACAAGCCUACGAGACUUCCUGAACUCUCUGAAGAAAGGACCGAGUGAUUAACAGUUCGUUAGCAACCCAGUUCAGACUGAAGAGGAAAACAUGCAUCAUUCAGCGUCACAUCGGAGCUCCUGCCCUCCUGAACAAAACUGUUGAAUUACUUAAAACUGUGGAUUGAGGUCUAUAUAAGCAGCUGUGGCUGACAGAUGCUGAGCAUGAUUGUGAUAGAUAAUGUUGGUUCGUCUGAAGCAGAACCUCCUCUUAGAAGACGCUGGCUUUGUCUCCUGCUUCUCCUGGUCCUUAUUUACGGUUCCCACGCUCCUCUCAUCUCCCUCACCAUAGUUGACGGCCGCGUUCCCUUCAGCCCGUCGUCAUGUGUGCUUCUGAUCGAGUUCAUCAAGCUCGUGCUUUCCUUCGCGGCUCUGGUGGCAUCUGGAAAUCUAUCCGGCCUCAAAAUAUCAGCGUGGACGGUGGCACCAUACGCCGUUCCUGCGCUUCUCUACGCUUUCAACAACAACCUAGUGGUGUUCAUGCAAGCCUACAUGGAUCCCAGCUCCUUCCAAGUGCUCAGUAACCUAAAAAUCGCGUCCACCGCGCUCCUCUACACGGCCUGCUUGGGAAAGCGGCUGCGACUGGGGCAGUGGCUCGCUCUGGGGAUGCUCGUGGCUGCCGGUGUUUGUCACAGCUACUCCGGUUUGGAAGGGGAAGCCUCAGACGAAUCCGCCGUCAGGCUCCACAUCACGUCCUGGGGUCUGCUGUUGGUGCUUGUCUACUGUUUCAUCUCAGGUUUGGCCGCCGUUUACACCGAACGGGUGCUAAAAACCCAGCGUCUGCCUUUGAGUCUCCAGAACUUGUUCUUGUACGUCUUCGGCGUGGGAAUCAAUCUGGCGUCGCAUCUCUCUGGCGGCGGGCAGCAGGGGUUUUUUGAGGGUUUCUCUGCCCUCGUUUGGCUCAUUAUCGCGGGACAGGCUGCUAACGGGCUCCUCAUGUCUGUCAUCAUGAAACACGGAACGGGAAUCACGCGGCUGUUCGUCAUCUCCUCUUCUAUGCUGGUGAAUGGGGUGUUGUCAUGGGGGAUUCUGGGAAUACAGCUCACACCUUACUUCCUGUUUCCUGUGGUGCUGAUUGGAUGGGCCGUGUACCUGUAUUACAGGUAGAUCGGACGGCACUGAAGAUGACUUUAUUGCUUUUUUAUUACUCUUUAUAAGUAGUGAAGCGCAGCGUUUCUCUGAUGGUUUAGUGUCUGUCUCCUGCUGUUUAUUUUCUCAGCAUGUGCCCUCAGAUAGCUCUGUCUUCUGCCUUUGUCUUCUUUCUAGAAGUCCUCUUACUGUGAAUGACCAUCAUCUCAAGACUGAAUGUUUUUUUUUUCAUAUGCAAAAUAAAAAUUCAUAUUUAAAAAAUCAAUGUUCAAU